CCUCCUCCAACUAAAACGCGCUAAACGAAGCAACCUGAAACCUUCAAAUUCUUCCCUUCCAAUCGCCAGGUCUUCGCUCAGACUACUGCUCUGUAAGAAUGACCUCCAACUUAAGUUUGUGUUGUUGUUUUAGUUCUAUGUAGAGGAAGGUUGUUGAUUUGGAUCUGUCCUUGAUGCGCUUACGCAGGAUCUACAGGGUAAAAGAGAGGAGUGUGUAAUCUUACCUCUGUGACUUCUGAACUCUGAACCCAGGCCGACACCUCCCCUGGCCCUUCCCCUCCUGUCCCCGCCUCACUGUCACUGAUGGCACUGGAAAAGCUCUUGCGUUUUGGGAAGCAGCUUCUGAGGGUGAAAGUGGUGAACUGUAAUGCAGAGGAGUCCCGACUGUCCCGAUGUCUCAACACAUUUGACCUGGUGGCCCUCGGCGUGGGCAGCACUCUGGGAGCAGGAGUCUAUGUGUUAGCUGGGGCUGUAGCCAGGGAAAACUCAGGACCUGCGAUCGUGCUGUCUUUCUUGAUAGCAGCUUUAGCUUCAGUGUUAGCAGGUCUGUGCUAUGCUGAGUUUGGCGCUCGGGUUCCUAAAACAGGCUCAGCGUAUCUGUACUCUUAUGUGACAGUGGGUGAACUAUGGGCCUUCAUCACAGGCUGGAACCUCAUACUCUCCUAUAUUAUUGGCACCUCCAGUGUGGCCCGUGCAUGGAGCGCUACAUUUGAUGAGUUGAUAGGGAAGAGAAUCGAGCACUUCUGCUCCACAUACAUGUCCAUGAAUGCUCCUGGUGUGUUAGCGCAGUACCCUGACUUGUUUGCUGUUAUCAUCAUAAUCACACUUACAGGUUUACUGGCAUUUGGAGUCAAAGAGUCAGCGAAUGUCAAUAAGGUGUUCACAUGCGUUAACGUCCUGGUCCUAUUGUUCAUGGUGAUCUCUGGACUGGUCAAAGGCACUUUGAAGAACUGGCAAAUAGACCCUGAUGAAAUACUCAGUGACAACUAUACAAGUAACUCCAGCUUCAAUUUUACAAAUGGCUUGCCAACCAAAGAACAGUUGGGUGUUGGGGGCUUCAUGCCGUUUGGCUUCACUGGGGUCCUGUCUGGAGCUGCCACCUGCUUCUAUGCUUUUGUGGGAUUCGACUGCAUCGCCACCACAGGUGAGGAGGUGAAGAACCCCCAGCGAGCCAUCCCCAUUGGCAUAGUGUCAUCUUUACUCAUCUGUUUUGUGGCCUAUUUUGGUGUCUCUGCUGCUCUCACCAUGAUGAUGCCUUACUACCUACUGGACAGCAACAGCCCUCUGCCUGUAGCUUUCAACUACGUGGGAUGGGGAGGGGCCAAGUACGCUGUAGCUGUGGGUUCACUCUGUGCUUUGUCUACAAGCCUGUUAGGUGCUAUGUUCCCCAUGCCUCGAGUGCUCUGGGCUAUGGCUGACGAUGGGCUGCUGUUCAAGUUCAUGGCGUACAUCAGCCCCAGCACCAAAAUCCCACUAACUGCAACCCUCACCUCAGGUGCAGGGGCAGCUAUCAUGGCCUUCCUGUUUGACCUGAAGGACUUGGUGGAUCUCAUGUCCAUUGGCACACUGUUGGCCUACACUCUGGUGGCUGCCUGUGUCCUGGUGCUGAGGUACCAGCCCGAGCAGCCCCCUUUGGCUUACGAGAUGGCCAACACUCAUGAGGACAUGGAUCUAAUAGACGGCAUUAGUAUCCCCAGCAUGGGCAUGCUCCCAGGGGUGGAGGAGAGGCUCAGCUUCAAAAGCAUCAUGUUUCCAGACAACCCAGAGCCAUCCGCACUGUCCGGACAUAUUGUCAAUGUCAUUGUGUCCCUGUUAGGAGUGUUGAUCCUGGCCUUCAGUGUCCUGGCAGUUCAGGGUGGCAUUGCCCUGUGGAACCUCUCCAUCCUCAGCGUCAUCUUCAUCGUGUGUUUGCUGUUGGUCUUUGUCAUCUGGAGGCAACCAGAGAGCAAGACCAAACUCUCUUUCAAGGUUCCCUUCUUACCCUUUAUUCCUGUUAUUAGCAUGUUUGUUAAUGUCUACUUGAUGAUGCAGUUGGACUCUGGCACCUGGAUACGGUUUUCUAUAUGGAUGGCUAUAGGUAUGGCCAUUUAUUUCUUCUAUGGCAUCCAUCACAGUGCUGAAGCUGAAAUAAACCGCUCUUCUCCCGAUGCUGAAAUGCACAGUCUUAAGCCUGAUCGUGAACUGGACUCAAUGGCUCGAGAAAAACAAUCUUUCCUUCACAAUAGCACAGAUGGACUGGAAGAUGAGGACUGAGGAUAUGAAAA
Molecule: messenger RNA, 2264 nt
Organism: Periophthalmus magnuspinnatus
Lineage: Eukaryota; Metazoa; Chordata; Actinopteri; Gobiiformes; Gobiidae
Gene: slc7a1a
Product: solute carrier family 7 member 1a
Exons: 13
Coding region: 304-2253 (649 amino acids)
Biological process (GO): amino acid transport; transmembrane transport
Cellular component (GO): plasma membrane
Molecular function (GO): amino acid transmembrane transporter activity
Source: RefSeq, a predicted model, not a curated record